This is a messenger RNA of Saccostrea cuccullata (small rock oyster), 887 nucleotides long. RefSeq names its product fibroleukin-like. Bases 13 to 759 code for a protein of 248 amino acids. NCBI's taxonomy places the organism in Eukaryota, Metazoa, Mollusca, Bivalvia, Ostreida, Ostreidae. The transcript has 5 exons. The record is from RefSeq and is a predicted model, not a curated record.
UAUGUGAUCAACAUGAUUGUCAGAAUUGAACUUGUGAGGCAGAUAAGACCAGAGCACGUGGUUACAAAUGUAACUGCAUCGAAGGUUAUGUCGGGGAAAAUUGUCAAGAUAAAUUACCAAUGGAUUGUAAAGAUAUUUGGGAAAAUGGUCCAUACAAAUCUGGAGUGUACAAAAUUUAUCCAGAAAGGGAUUCCUUACUUCCGGUUAGGGCGUUCUGCGACAUGGAGACGCAGGGCGGCAAUCCAAAAACGUGUUAUUGGAUCCGUGGACUUUAAUAGGUCAUGGGAUGAGUUUAAGAAUCCAUUCGGUAACCCUGAGGAAGAUUACUGGAUCGGAAAUGACCCAAUUCAACAAUUGACAAAGGGAAACGACUCUUCCCUCUACGUUUCCAUGACUCUGGUAAAUGGUUCAACGCUGUACGAGUUGUAUGAUAGGUUCUCUGUAUCUGAUGAAGCAGAGAAAUAUCGACUCUUUCUGGGUGGACCGGCCUCUGGAACACUGGGUGAUAGAAUGCUACUUCCUAAUGACAAAAUAAACAAUCUUAAUGGCAUGUAUUUUACUACAUGGGAUAGAGACAACGACAGACAUCCGGGACACUGCGUAUUUAGACACGGAGGAAGCGGCUGGUGGUACAAUCACUGCCACGACGCAUGCCUGAACGGACCGUGGGACUCAGAAAUUUGGGAGCAGCCUUGGGAUCCCCCAAUCGCGUAUGGGACUGAGGUGAGAGGAACGUUGAUGAUGGUGAGACGAGACUAAGGACAUCGCUAAUAAAUUCCAUACACAGAAUAACGGAGACAGAUAUAAAAAGUGCAAUGUCAUUUUAAACUUGUGUAAUAAAUAAGUCACCUUGAAUACACACUGGGCUCAAAUAAGACGGGGGGAAU